UCCCCCACUCCUGUUCCGGGGGCGCUGCGCACGUGCCUCUCGGGCAGGGCCGCAGUUCUGCGCAUGCGCCGGGAAUGUGGCGGCGGCCAUUGCGGUAGCGCAGACUGGCAGAUGGAGCGUCCCGCGAGCGCGGCAGAGGAACCCAAGCUAAGACACGUAGAAAAAGAUGUUUUGAUUCCAAAAAUUAUGAGAGAGAAGGCCAAGGAGCUGUGUUCAGAUAAAGUGCAAGAUUUUACUAAAUGCUGCCAAGAGACUGGCUUUUUAAUGGUGGUAAAGUGUCAACAGGAAAAUGCAGCACUGAAGGAAUGUCUAACUGCCUACUACAAAGACCCAGCAUUUUAUGAAGAAUGCAAAAUGGAAUAUCUAAAGCAAAGAGAAGAAUUCAGAGCAACUGGAAUUCCUGCUAAGCAGAAACAGCAGAAACGUCUUACAUCUAUGUAACUAAAAUAUGAAAUCAAGUUCUGAAAUUUCAGUUGUUAUCUGUAUACAUUUUGAAUUGGUAAAAUGAGCUAAUCAAGCAAACAAGACUUAUUUUUUUUAAAAAGGGUCUUCUAAGCAAGAUUUGAGUGAAAAAUAUAGAAUGAAUGCAUCUCAGGUGUAUUGGGAAUAAAUAACUUACUAUGAAUAUAUCCAGCAUUUUUUUUACGUGCUUAAUUUCAAGGAUUUGAGAAACAUGAACUUGAAGUUUAACCCAAGGGGGGGUGCAGAAAGUCCCUUCUUACUGAACUCCUUGCUGAUUUUCUCCAUCAGUAUUCCUGGUGGUUUGGUUUGUUUCUUAAGAUAUUCUUUUGCUUCUCCAAAGGAAGAUGUUUUUGCUUAUAUUUCAGAGGACUUCCAGCUGCUGCUGUUUUAAAAGAACAAUUCAAGGCUGUUUUUGCUUCAGGUUGCAAGAGGCCAUACACAGACUUCCUACAUUUGUAUUUUUCCCUCCUCAAAUGUACCACUGCAGUGCCAUUAUUACUAACUGUUUAAACAGUAAUGCUUUAUCUCAUUUGAUAAAAAUGAAUUUCAGUUCC
This is a messenger RNA of Gavialis gangeticus (Gharial), 1016 nucleotides long. RefSeq names its product C-X9-C motif containing 1 (gene CMC1). Gene Ontology annotation, cellular component: mitochondrion. The coding region runs from base 64 to 441 and encodes 125 amino acids. The transcript is spliced from 4 exons. NCBI's taxonomy places the organism in Eukaryota, Metazoa, Chordata, Crocodylia, Gavialidae. The record is from RefSeq and is a predicted model, not a curated record.